Molecule: messenger RNA, 1762 nt
Organism: Microplitis mediator
Lineage: Eukaryota; Metazoa; Arthropoda; Insecta; Hymenoptera; Braconidae
Exons: 2
Coding region: 52-1224 (390 amino acids)
Source: RefSeq, a predicted model, not a curated record
ACGUUUGAUACAUUUAAAAUAUUAUAAUAACGUAUAUAUAUAGUUUUCAAGAUGAAAAUUACUUUUAUUUGGCUGGCCGUUACUUUAGCAAUCGUCUCAAGUGAACCUGGAAUUCAUAAUAAGGAUGGUCAUCAACCCGCUCCAUACAUAAAUCGUCCUAAAUUGCCAUCGAACCCUCCACGAUACAGUCGCUCAGCUGAUCCUCAAGGAUCUAUUGUCUUUCAACACACAAAGCCUUUGAGCGGACCAGAGCGUCGCCCUAGUUGGAAUCUAGACUACCAGCACAAUAUCUAUGAAGGUAAAAAUGGCCAAAUAAGCGCUGCAGGUGGUGCGCUAAAGCUUCCCGGAAGAGAUGUUCAACCUCACGUUGGUAUCCAAGGAUCAUGGAGAUUCCGUCGUUCCCCAGAACCUCAAGGAUCUAUUGUCUUUCAACACACAAAGCCUUUGAGCGGACCAGAGCGUCGCCCUAGUUGGAAUCUAGACUACCAGCACAAUAUCUAUGAAGGUAAAAAUGGCCAAAUAAGCGCUGCAGGUGGUGCGCUAAAGCUUCCCGGAAGAGAUGUUCAACCUCACGUUGGUAUCCAAGGAUCAUGGAGAUUCCGUCGUUCCCCAGAACCUCAAGGAUCUAUUGUCUUUCAACACACAAAGCCUUUGAGCGGACCAGAGCGUCGCCCUAGUUGGAAUUUAGACUACCAGCAUAACAUCUAUGAAGGUAAAAAUGGCCAAAUAAGCGCUGCAGGUGGUGCGCUAAAGCUUCCCGGAAGAGACGUUCAACCUCACGUUGGUAUCCAAGGAUCAUGGAGAUUCCGUCGUUCCCCAGAACCUCAAGGAUCUGUUGUCUUUCAACACACAAAGCCUUUGAGCGGACCGGAACGUCGUCCAAGUUGGAAUUUAGACUACCAGCAUAACAUCUAUGAAGGUAAAAAUGGCCAAAUAAGCGCUGCAGGUGGUGCGCUAAAGCUUCCCGGAAGAGACGUUCAACCUCACGUUGGCAUCCAAGGAACCUGGAGAUUCCGUCGUUCCCCAGAACCUCAAGGAUCUAUUGUCUUUCAACACACAAAACCUUUGAGUGGACCAGAGCGCCGUCCUAGUUGGAAUUUAGACUACCAGCACAAUAUCUAUGAAGGAAAAAAUGGCCAAAUUAGUGCUGGAGGAGGUGCACUAAAGCUUCCCGGAAAGGAUAUUCAACCUCACGUUGGUAUCCAAGGAACAUGGCGGUUCUAAGUAUAAUGACACACGGUUACUUGCCUAAAUAUAUCACAGUCAUAAUAUCACACGAUCAAACAUCACAUGCCAAAUUAUCAUACAAUAAAUUAUCAUACGUCUAAUUAUUACCUUAGCAUAGAUAUUUUAUUGUUCAACAUAAAUCUGUGUAUCGAAGAUUGAUACGUGCACGAUUUUGUGAAAUUCGGACGCAUAAAAAUUCUGGUCGAUGAUAAUAAGACGUAAGAUAUUUUCUUAAGCGAUCUUUUGGCAUUGAGAUAGUCCGUGCAUGUGUUAGUGUGGCUGUGAUAUCCAGUCCUCAUUCUUGAAAUACUCAUUAACCAGUAUUUUUUAGUAUCUUUGUUUAAAAGCUCGAAUUCAAGCGCAUGAAAAUCCAAAACUUGCGAUUGAUUUUCAUUACAUUUUCAAUAAGAAUGAAUCAGAGAUUUCUUUUUCAUGAGGGUGAUUUAGAACUUUUAAACAGGGAUUUCAUCAAGUUCUCAUGAAUAAUGUAUUAUAAACUGUAAAUUAUUCACCGAAUGUUUACGAUUUGCCUGAA